Pungitius pungitius (ninespine stickleback) is the source of this 9464-nucleotide messenger RNA. RefSeq names its product crystallin beta-gamma domain containing 1a (gene crybg1a). Bases 115 to 8985 code for a protein of 2956 amino acids. Gene Ontology annotation, molecular function: structural constituent of eye lens. The record is from RefSeq and is a predicted model, not a curated record. The transcript has 23 exons. Gene Ontology annotation, biological process: visual perception; lens development in camera-type eye. Lineage: Eukaryota; Metazoa; Chordata; Actinopteri; Perciformes; Gasterosteidae.
CGCAGGUUGCCCCGGUGAACCCUCCUCCUCGCGCCGAGGAGUUGGAGCUUUCUCCUCGCGCUGAGACAUUCCCGCCUCGCACCUCGUGAACAAGCACCCCGGUCUCCAGGCGCCAUGAGUAAGUCCAGCACGCUGAGAGUAAAGCGCCUGUUUAAAAUAAAAUCACCUGACAAAGACAGCAAGGAGCGGAAACCGUCAGAUGAAGCCCCGACCAGCCCCCGCGACAAGUCGGGGACCCUACCGGCGAGCCCCGGUCCCCUCAGCCCGGGACACGUCGCCCCAUCGGACGGGGACGUUCUACCCGCCGCGCAGAGAGAGAAGAAGGGAAGGCGGCUGCUGUCGUCGUUCAGGCUGAAACGGAAGAAAUCCAAGCCCAAAGAAGAAGGAGGAGGAGAGGUGUUCUUCACUGAUGAGCUGGACAGCUUCAACAGCAACUUGAGCUUCGACCAGAUCAGUGUUUCCACAGAGUGUAACUUCCGGACUGAAUCCGACUGGGAGCCUCUUUCGGAGUCCUCCUCCAUGAUGAACUUCGACAUGACUCACGGCUCCAAGCACUCCAAGAGCUCGGAGGAGAAGAAAGGAAUGCUGGACCGUCUCAGCCAUUUCUUCAGCUCCAAGAGAAAGAAGAGCAGCAGCAGCAGGCAUCCUUCAGAGGCUUCCUCCGAUGUCAGCUCCCCAACGGGUUCGCCUCAGUCCCUACAGGAGGAGGACGGGCACAAGACGCCGACUGCGUCGAGGAAAGGCGCGCUGAGCAGGAGCUCCAGCCUCAGCAGCUCCAGCCUCAGCGGCUCCAGCGUGGUCUUCCUGCCCACGGAUGGAGCGGAGCUCCCGUUCGCAAACAGCGACAGCAGCGGAAGAAGCAGCGUGAGGGAGGUGCACGUCUGCAGGGUCAGCACGGCUGGGGAUGUGACCCCCACCUCUCCGGACGCGGCUGCCACCCAUCAACCGAGCCCAGAGCUGGGCUUCACAGAGUCUGUGGUGGAGGCCGUGAGUAAGAGGCUGCUCAACGAAGGCGUCCGCGAGGACAAAGAGGGGUCCGAUAAGGACGCACGGUCAACAUUCAACAUCUCCCUCUCCAAGGUGGCCGAGGGCCCCACGUCACCAAACCUCACCUCCAUAAGCUUAGCGUCAAAGACAUCCUCAGUGAAGGUUGGAGAAAAGGGGCACAGCACCACCCUGAGAGGGAUAACGUUAGGCUCGCAGUCCUCCCCCUCACACCUCCCCAACACCCAAAAGGAAGGCGGGGCUCCAGACGCAGCAAGGGAAAACAAGAGGAGGGGUCGGUUGUUCACGUCCAACAGCACAACAGAGAGCGAGCCAGCGCCCCGAGGUGGAUCUCCCACCCAGCUCCACAAAGCCAUAUGGGUGGAAACGCACCUGGGGCCGGAGGAAGAAGGGGAGGGGGAGGGCGAGGGGGAUGUAACGAAACAAGAGGAGCAGGACUUCAGAGCGGACUCGCCUCCCGUCCUGGCGAUACCUGUUACAGUGAUUCCUGAGGACGACUUGUUCCCUGAGGCCUCUGCCCCCUCAGAGUCCAGUGGCAGCUUGCCAGAGUCAGCCCGCUCCUCAGAAGCGGCGGCAGGCCAGUUCCAGCCCGCCCCCCCGCAGCCAGGAGAGCCUGAGGCAGAUACCGGCUCCAAGCCACUCAGCGAGAAACACGGAUCCAGAGAAGUUCGAGUGACGCGCAAGACUGUGAACCUGCCUUCAAAACACAAGGUUUUUGCCGAAAAAGUCCAUGUUACCCCGGAGACGGGUUUGGACGGGAUCGAACCAGCGGAAGAGGAGCCGAGCAGAGAUUUGUCUACAAAGACUACAGGCACAGCGGGAGGGAAAGUACUCCAAAACAACAAUGUAAAACUCAAGGAAGCCAGGACUGAGCCAACCACAGACGGGACAACGCACACUCCCACAAAUACUCCGGAAAUCGUUGUUGAGAAAAAAACUAACUUCGAGGCCACAAACUUUGACGAUACUUCUGCGACUUCAGACAUGCACAGAACAAAGUCCCAAGCAGUGCGGUCUGGGUUGAGAGGCCAAGACACCAGCCAGGCCAUAGCUUCUAAACCAGGGCUCAAAGCAGCAGUAGCAGAAAGUGAGCAAAGCACGUCCAGUGCAGCAAGGACCCCGUCAUCCGCCGGCAGCAAGGCCAAAAAUGGAACCACCAAGGCUAAGGCCACUGCAGAAAGCACAAGGGUGCGAACUUCCAGUGAUACGCCACCACAGAGAGAACCUAGUAAUGAUAAAAUCGUUUCUUUGUUACCAUCAUUAAAGGAUCAAAGCCCCAGUCCCUCUAGUUCAAAGUCUAAAAUCCCCAAGAGGUCAGCAUCAGAUGCUGAUGUGAAAUCGCCAGUGACGCCAGAUAAAGCCUCGGUGCCAGACACUUCCAAAGUGCAGAAACUACCCAGAAGCAAAGAAGCUUUAAAAUCCCCCCUUCCUGCCUCCAAGACCAGUAGAAAACACAGUUUUGAAGAGAAAGCUCUGUCAGGAGAUAUUUCCCCCACGAAAACACACAAGAUAGGAACAAAGCUUAUUAAUGAAAAAACGCACAAGGGCCGUGACCCUAUAAACCUGGUAAAUGGUGAGGAGAGUCAUAUUAGACCAGGACCCCCAACUGACAGAGAGGGCCUUGGUGACCAAAAACAAGGGGAAAACCGCGUGGACGAUAAUGUCUCCUCGGCGUCAAAGAGUCGUUUGCCUGUUUCAUCUCCGACAAGAAAGAGGAACGACGAGGUGAAUAAAAAUGAUGAAAAAUCGACAUCUAGUCAGACGGAUUCAGACGGAUCCAACAGCAUGCCGAAGCCGAGUCCAGAGCUCCCCGGAAGUCCCAAGAAAGGAAGCAUCCUGGGUACCAAACCCCUCACUAAAAGGAGCACUAGCCAUGAAGAGAGGGACACGCCAACCGGGUGUGUCACCCCACCUCCCACCGAGCAAGGCACAAAUGUCUCAUCAAGGCUCUCCAAGCAGAGCGACAACAUUAAGCUGCCCAAAGGUCCAGUAAAGGAUUCCCCUGAUCCCUCAUCAUCUGUCAGCAAGCUUACUACGAAGGGUCAGAGAAGCUUCAGCAAAGAAAAGCCCAGAAAACUGUCAUCUGCUGAAAAUUCUGUAAGCACAUCUACAUGUAAACAGGAGGACUCGAAUCAGGGCACCAACACGGUAACAGCUGAGACAGCGUCUGAGAGUGGCAGUGCAGACAAAGGGAAGGACGAGGCUUGUGGUGACACACAUGAAGUCAAGUCUCUGUCUCCAAAGGAACAACCGCCAGUAAUCGAACUGACAGACAAUCACUCCAGGACCAGGGAAGGCAAGCUGAAAGGAAAAGAAUUACAAGAGAGCACAACCAGUCUAGAAGCCGAGGGGAUUAAGAAAGUCCAUCAAACGCAUAACAACAACGCUAUUAUUUUAGUGAAUGUUUCCCCAGUUGCUGAGGUGUCGCCGCGCAGUGAGGUUCCCGAGGCAAGUCCAUCACAGCCGCCGCUCACCCCUGUGAAGGAUUCCAAGGUUGAACGCCAGCUGGAGACCAAACAACCAACACAAGUUGAGUGUCAGAUUCCAAAGCAAAACACCGAAAAGGAACUCGAAACAUCCAUUUCACCAAAGAUUUGUCCAGCAGAAGUAAAAGAGAAAGCACUUUUAAAGACUACAAAGCUAAUAAGUAACCCUAAACCAGAUCUAAUCCAGGAGAGAGGAGAGACAGUAACUGAUACGUCACCCAAACCGGUUGUGGUUGAAACCCUGCACAGUGAUACAAUGAGCUCAUCUGAUCAGGAAGGUGUUCCCCUCAAAGAAACAAAAAUGGUCCCAUCUGGGGAAUAUACCAGCAGCAAUAGCCUCCCUGCUAAAGAUCAGGAUGCUGAGCCAGCAGAUAGCACUUUAGCCACUUCCAUUGCUGUGUCUGCAGAGUUGUUGGAGGAUCAAACCACUAAUAUCAUUCUUAAAAACCAUGGAUUCAGCAGAGAUUUAGUAAAAGAUUUUGAGGUUGAAGAGAAAAGCAAAGAGGAGGAUGGCAGGAAACCAGCACAGGCUCUGGGCAUUCCAACACAGACUGGGACUGUUUGUGAAUUUCCAAAGAAUGUUGAACAUCAGCUGGACAAAGAGUCUCUUUUACUGUCAGGAGAAUUUGAAAAACCGAAGAAAGACUCAGCGGUGGAAAGCACCGACUCACAGGGCAGUUGCAAAGGGGAGCUAGAAGGCAUACCUAUCAAAGAUGAAGAGGGGAAAGUAACUACAAAAACAGGUCCGUCCUCAGGGGGGAAAUGUCUCCAGCCUGACUCAGAGGAGGCACCGCAGGCCGAAGGUAUGGAGGCCGUGCAGGAGAAGGAGGCAGAGCAAGCAAGAAGCUGUGAAAAUGUGGCCGGCCUGGUUGACACCAAGCAGGAAGCUGAGAUCAUCUUAAGAGAAAAAGCAAAGAGUGGUGAAAAGGAAGCCGAUCAGCAGCUGGAGACACCAACAGUGGAACCCAAAGUACUUCUUGCUAAAGAUGAGGAGGUCAGGGAUGAGGAAGCAACGCUCUCACCAGAACCGAAAGCUGUAAGCACUAGAACUACUACUCCUAAAGACGAGAGUAAAACAAAGCAAACGCUGGUGAAGAAAUUACCCAUCGAGACGACUGAAGUCAGGAGCCACGAGGAGCGGAAAACCGGGAUUGCAAGACAGCAAGGUGAGAACAUUACAAACAGAGAAGCAGUGGAACAUGUCAAUCGUUCAACAGAGGCUAAAGGAGAAGCUCCAGAGAAGGAAACAGAAAGAGACAUUUUACAGAUGGAUCCAAAAGCAAAAAGCAGUGAAACCCAGAGGGCUGAAUGUGCUAAAGAAGACACUGAAACAAAGGAUGUUUCUGUUGAGACUGGCAUUGCUAGUGCUAGCAGUGAAGUUAGCCUUCAACAGGAACAGAUGUCCAUAGUGGUCGGGGAUCAACAUGAGGAAAUAAACCAACAACGUAUGAGCAGAUCAGAAGCUCCAGAGAAGAUAUCACAAAGCCAAAUUCAAGAACUGACGUUUAUGAGGACUCAAUGUGCAGAGGGAGCUAAAGAAGAGACUGAACCUGAGGCUUCCCCACUGAAGGCUUUGGUGAGUGAGAGUGUGAUCAUACAUUCUGACAGUGAUGUUGGCACCCAACAUGAUGAGAACAUAAAAAACAAGUUAACGGAGACCAAACCCACAGAUUCUAAGCUCGAACAGGCCCCAGUGACAGUAAGAACUACAGUUCAAAAAGAGACAAUGGGGAGACAAGAUUUAAAAGCAGAUCCAACUAGAGAAGCCCCAUCUAUGAGCACUGAGGAGGAGAAAAAGGCUGAAACAAAGGAUCCAUCAGUGAGCACAGAAAGACACAUUCAAGAACGACAGGUUCCAUCCCCAUUAAAGAGUCAGGGGAAGGAGAGUGUCCAAAAGGAGCCCAAGCACUCAAUCACACACAGUCCUGGGGAAACUGAUCAGUCCACAGAUUUGAAAACUCUCAAUGCUAACCAGGCUAAUGAGAAACCGAAGAACCCAAAAGCAGCCAAAGGGCGCGUAGACGUAGAAAGGAAAUUGACCAAGCAGGAGGAUCAGACCACAGAUUCAAAGAAAGAGUCUGAACCCGAUUUCUUAAAAGAUGCAUCAAUCAGCAAAGGUGUUGGAGAACAAAAGAAGCCUGCUGUUCCAGAUGAAGAUGCUCAGAACAAUGCUGAGGUCACCAAAGAAGAAGCCCAACCAGGUAGCCCCUCCAUACAGGGACAGAGAACCAUAAACCACAGCGACCCUCAGAAGCACACAAAGCCAACACGUGACGGCCAUUCUUCUCUAAGUACGACAGCUGGGCAGCCGGCGGCGUCCACGCGUCUUCAUCCGACAGAGGAGGCUCCGUCGAGCUGGUUGGAUGUGGAGCAUCGGAGGCACAAGAAGGGUCACAGGAGGAAAGACCUCAAGGCCUCAGCCAGUGAGGAUGAAUAUCUUGAGCCAGAUGACAUUGAUGAUUUUAUCAGGAGCGUUAAGGACAGCGUCCCCUUCUCACUACCUCCAAAGAGACACAUUCCUAAAAAGUCCCUGUCCCCACCUUUCGCCAUGCCGGCCAUAAAGGAGGACAAUUUUGAGAAAACAUUUGAUCCAGAAGAAUUUCAGUUUGGCUUAAGAAAAAACGGCAAAGGUUUUAGAGAUCCUUCCCCAGCUAUGAUUAUUAAACAAAAGGCGGCUAACAGGAAAGGACGGACCCUGGAAACACGGGCUCAAGAUAAUGCUCCGGGGGACAGGACAUCGCUAGGUGAGCUGGGGGGGAAACAUGGAGUCAAUGACGAGACAAGUACUGAAGCAGGAAAAGACGGGCCACACAACAGAGAAGAGCCUGGGAAGCUGACGUCACGACUUGAAAGGAUGUCCAUCCUCUCCAGCUUACUGAAUUCCCCUCGCGGCCCCAGGAGGACCAAAGAGGAAGCUGCCCCCGCCUCCAAAGGCCCCCGUUCCAACCAGCAGCAGGGCUCGCUCGCAAAGCAGGAGGUUGUUGGUGCACGUGUGCCUGCAGGUAACACGGACAUGGAUCAAAGCCCACGUGCGGCUGGUGGUAUAGGUACAAUUAGUGAGUCAGCACUUAAACCCUCCCCCCCUCCUCCUCCUCCUCCUCCUCCUCUUCCUCUGCCACUCCCGGAGACAAAGCUGCCUGAUCAUUUAGAGACAUUUUCUCAAGGAGGAUCGGUCUCUGAGACCUCACAGGGCUCGACACAGAUGACUAAAACUAAAGUGGAUCCCGGCGGUACUGUGAUGGACCAGGCGUCGACUUUGGGUGUGCCUAAUGUGAAUGUUGGCCUGAAGGGCCCCCCAGGACCGCCUGUGGUGACAAGCAGCCAGCAGGGGCCUGGAAAAGGACGCACUACUUCUAAGCCUAAGAUACCUGCAGUGAGAGGGUUCCACAAAAGGCCCGGAAAGAUGGUUAUUCACGAGCGUGCUCAGUUCGAAGGGCGGCCGGUUGAACUGCACUGUGAUUUAGAGGAUGCUACCACCAUGAAGCUGUCCCCGGUCAUCUCAGUCAGAGUUAUCAGAGGAUGCUGGCUCCUCUAUGAAAAACCGGGCUUCCGGGGCCGCAUCAUCGCCCUUGAGGAGGGGCCUAUGGAGCACAUAGUGAACAUGUGGGCAGAGGAGGGGGCUCCAACCACACCGGACGAGGCGGGUCAGCCCAUACCCACGGCGCCGAUGGUCAUCGGCUCUAUUCGAUUGGCAGUUAGAGACUAUAGCCUGCCCCGCAUCGACCUGUUCACAGAGGUGAAUGGCCUGGGGAGGAUGUCGUCCCACUGUGACGAGGCUGUAGAGAUCGGCUCCUACGGGGUCCCACAAACCACCGGCUCCAUCAGGGUUCAUUCUGGAGUCUGGCUGGUGUACGCUGACCCAGGCUUUGGGGGUUUUGUUGGAGUGCUGGAGGUCGGGGAGUACCCCUGCCCACAGAACUGGGGUUUCCCUGAGCCCUUCGUCGGUUCCAUCAGACCCCUCCGACUGGGACAAAUAAGGGUGGAGUAUCCUCACGAAUUGAAGGCCUUGCUGUUUGAGAAGCCUAAUUUCGAGGGAGCGUGCACAGAAGUCGACAGCGACGUGUACAACUUGCAAGAGGAAGCAGAGGAGCAAACGAAGAGGACGCUGUCUGCAGUGGGGUCUUUAAAGAUACUUGGCGGUCUCUGGGUGGGCUAUCUGGAAGCAGACUUUGAAGGCCAGCAGUACAUCCUGGAGGAGGGGGAGUAUCCUCACUGCAGUGACUGGGGAGGGUCUGAGGAUGGGCUGCUGUCACUCCGGCCUGUAUCCCCAGAUUUCCAGUCCCCUCACGUGAAGCUGUUCAGUGAGCGUCACUUUGACCAGCUGGGGCUGAAUACCGACCUGCUGGGUCCCGUCCCCAGCAUGGUGGACUUCAGCCACGCCGGCAAAACGCAGUCUGUCAACGUCAUGCGUGGAGUGUGGGUGGGGUUCGAGAAGCCCGAUUUCAGCGGAGAGCUGUACGUCCUGGAGAGAGGCCUGUAUGCGGGGCCAGAGGACUGGGGGGCCGCCAACUUCAAGAUCUCAUCCAUUCAGCCGGUCUUCCACGACGCUAUGAUGGCAACAACAACGUUCAAGAUACAGCUGUACUCUGAGGCCGACUUCCAGGGAAGGCUGCUGGUUCUGGAGGAGAGCACAGCUGCUCUGGAUGACGACUUCAUACCCAAGUCCUGCAAGGUGCUGGCUGGCAGCUGGGUGGCAUAUGAAGGAGCUCAGUUCUCAGACAACAUGUACGUGCUGGAGGAGGGGAACUACCCGGACACGGAGGCCAUGGGCUUCCUGUCCUCAGACGCUGCCAUUCGCUCCACACACACCGUUGGACAUGAGUUGUCUCUGCCCUCCAUCACCUUGUUUAGCAAGGCGGGCUGUAGAGGACGCCGGGUGCCGUUGACGGGUGGAGUGGUGAACCUGCUGCAGGCCGGCCUGGACCCCCACACCCGCUCCGUGGUGGUGGAGGGAGGAACGUGGGUGUUGUACGAAGGCAGUAACUACCGCGGCCACCAGCUGCUUCUCCACCCGGGGGAGGUGGCUGAUCUGUGGCAGCUCAGCGGCAGGCGGCAAUUAGGAUCCUUACGUCCAUUACUCCAGAAGGAGAGUUGCGUCCGCCUGCGCAGCGCGGAGACGGGGGGCCUGAUGUCCCUGACUGGGACUCUGGAGGACGUGUCUCUGAUGAGGGUUCAGGUUGUGGAGGAGACGGGAGGCUUGGAGCAAGUCUGGGUCUAUCGAGACGGGCUGCUCGCCUGCAAGCUGGUGGAGGACUGUUUCCUGGAGACCUCAGGCAGUAUGGUGAUGGAGGGCAGCCGGCUUCGAGUCACAGCGGAGCGAGGCGAAGGCAACCACCUGUGGAACAUCAGCCCAGAGGGACGCGUGCACUGUCACCUCAAACCUGCCCUGGUGCUGGAGGUCAAAGGCGGUCAUCAGUAUUGCAAGAACCAGGUGAUCCUCAACACAAUAGAUGAGAAAAAGUCCAACCAGAGGUGGAGCUUGGAAGUGCUGUGAUGGGCCUCGACCUGCCGGUUUUGCCACUUUAUUUUGAACACUAUUUAACAGAGACUCCGUGUGGCCCGGGUUCCAUGCUGCAGGCUUCUCUUUACUUGGUGAAUUUCUAGUCUAUGUUUUUCUAAUGUCUGUUUUUAGAUACAUAUGAAUGUAUGGAGAAUAUUGACAUCUGCAAUAAGAAGCCCCCUGUGUCUAAACUCCAAAGAUUUAUGUAGAUGUUUCCUUUUUAGUGGCUACUGUGGAUUGAAAUACCUUUUUAGGGUUUUAACAUUUUUACACAUACUGCGUAAGUUGUACAUAAGCAUUGAGCGUAUAGAUUUGAGUGUGAAUUUCAUAUCAGAACUGCACAGUAAAUUCUACCCACUGAGGAUUGUAAAUAUUUGAAUGUAAAAGAGAAAACUGUUGCACAUGCAAAAUAGAAUGUCAAUGUGUGAUUCUGUCUUUUUAUAGAAAAUAAAACAAUCUUUCUUUGGACCCGA